AAGCGGGAACACCAUUUGGAUACACGGCCACCUAGGACCGCUGCUCUUGGGAGCAGCAACUACAACGAUACAACUCCUCCUACUAUAGCCGGAACCCGAUCCCGGUUUGCCAGCUGACGGCACCCACAAUGGGUUUCCUCGGUGUGUACACGGCCCUUUACGACUACCACCCCCAGGCGCAAGGUGAAUUAGAGCUUCGCGAGGGUGACCUAUUAUACCUCCUCGAGAGCAACGACGAAGACGACUGGUGGAAGGCCAAGAAGAAGGCGGAGCAUGACGAUGAGGACGAGCCCGAGGGUCUUGUGCCUAAUAACUACAUAGAGGAGGCCCAACCAAUUCACUCAGCCAAAGCGCUUUACGACUACACACGCCAAACAGAUGAAGAAGUAUCCUUCUCGGAAGAUGCAGAAUUGGUGGUGUACGACACAUCGGACCCGGACUGGACCUUAGUCGGGGUCAGCGGAGAUUUCGGUUUCGCCCCGGCAAAUUAUAUCGAGAUUGUUGAACAGGCUGCCCACGCUCCCGCAACGUCGUCUGUGCCUUCUCCCCCCGCCGAAGCCGCACCUCCGACCCUCCCGCAGCGCCCAACGGCGGCACCGACGGAAGAGGCCAGUAGCCCUGCCUCAAGUUCGCCCAUCGACACCGUUCAGAACCCAGCCGCCGCGGCGAUUGCUGAUAUCAUUCACAAGCAGCAUGCAGAGCCCCAAGCCACCAGGGCAGUGCCGCCACCCCCGCAACCCCAGUCAUCGUAUGAGCCCGAACCAAGCUAUCAGCGGGAGCCUUCGCCCCCGCCGCCGGCUCUGCCACAGCGUCCCCCGUCCCAGCAGAUAUCUCCGCGUGUAGAGUCUCCCCGGUCCCCAGGUCUACCGCCACGUCCGCCACAGGUUACCGUGGCGCAGGAGCAGGAUGCCAAAGGACACGUGAAAGAGUCCCCACCAUACAACAGAGUCGGCCCAGCACCCCGUUCUCCUUCCGGCUAUCACAUUUACAAUGUGAACGAAAUGGUUGAGGUGAUGGGCAAAAGGAAGAAGAUGCCCACGACCCUGGGUAUCAACAUUGCCACGGGGACAAUCUUCAUCUCGCCGGAAGAUGAUGGAGAAGAGCAGGAAUGGACAGCUGACAAGCUGUCUCAUUACUCUAUUGAAGGGAAGCAUGUUUUUGUCGACAUGGUUCGCCCCAGCAAAAGCAUUGACUUUCACGCCGGCGCAAAAGACACUGCGCGGGAGAUUGUCGCUGCCCUUGGUGAAAUCUCCGGAGCCUAUCGCGCAGAGGGCUUAAGGGAAGUCAUUGCGGCUGGCUCCGGCGGUGGAGGACAGAAGAAGGGUCAAAUCCUCUAUGAUUUCGUGGCCCAGCAAGACGACGAAGUGGGCGUUAGUGUUGGCGAUGAAGUCAUCGUCCUUGACGACACCAAAUCUGAGGAAUGGUGGAUGGUCCGGCGCGUGAAGAAUGGAAAGGAGGGUGUAGUCCCAAGUAGCUAUGUCGAGAUCACCGGCUAUGCUUCCAGCAGCCAGCCAUCUGGUGUUGACUCGGGCUUGUCAGCAGUGGAGCGAAAUCGGCUCGAAGAGUCAAGGUUGGCCAAGGAGGCUUUGCGCAAGUCACGAACCGAUUCAAUUGAUUCGCCCCGUGCGGAGAAGCGUGACAGCCGAAGCAGCCAGAAAUCGAAGCCAGAUCCAAGCAAGACGAGACAAUGGACCGAUCGCACCAAAACCUUCACUGUAGAGGCCCAAUUUAUCGGCCUCCAGGAUGGUAAGAUCCAUCUCCACAAGAUGAACGGGGUCAAGAUUGCAGUCCCGAUCCCGAAAAUGUCUCUUCAGGACCUGGAAUACGUUGAAAAGAUGACUGGAGUGUCACUGGACGAGGAUAAGCCACUCUCCGACAUCAAACGUCGUUCAACCCAGCGAGAACCUGAAAAGCCUCGGCCUUUGGCCGAGAACAAGCGCCCUGAACUUGCUGGAGCUUCGUUCCAGCAGUCCGAUUAUGAUUGGUUCGAUUUCUUCCUGAAAGCAGGAGUCGGUCCACACCAAUGUGAGAGGUAUGCUCAGAAUUUCACCAAGGAUUCGAUGGAUGAGAGCAUUCUUCCGGAUAUUACCCCAGAAGUACUUCGCACGCUUGGCUUGAAGGAGGGCGAUAUUUUGCGGGUGAUGCGACACCUGGAUACCAUGUUCAGCCGAACCGGAGCCAAGUCUAAGCUGCGGAAUGUAAGCUUCGGUGGGGAGGAAGUUAUCAGCAAUGGCGAGGACGGUGGUGGUCUCUUCGCGGGUCCGGGAGGCGUCCUGCGCAACAACACCCGCAAGGGCAGACCAGCGCCGGCCGUCCAGACUGGAGAUGUGGUUGACCCCAAGGCUUUCGAGCAGAAGGGAGACUCCGACGACGCAGAGCCAAAAGAAGCCUCUCCAACGUCUGCGGCCUCGGAAAAGCCCGUCCAACGCGGUUUUGAUGACGAUGCAUGGGAGGUUAAGCAGCCGAAGCAGACUGCUCCCGCGCCAGCUCCUGCUCCUGCUCCUGCGGCUCCUGCCGCUGCAACACCGACUUCCCCCCCUGCUGCCGCCUCGCCUUCGACUACGCAGCCAUCACAGCAGCAGCUUACCGGGGCGAUGGCAGACUUAUCUGUGCUUCACCCUCCCCUACAGCCAACCCCUACCCAACCGACUCCCGCUUCACAACCUCCGCCAGCCUCCCAGGCCCCCGUUAUUCAGCCUCAGCCGACUGCUGUACCCGCGCCUGCCCCCCAACAGCCACAGCAAACGGGUGCUACCCCCGGCUUCUUCUCUCAACUGGGCCAACCGGCACAGCAGCCGCUCCAGAACCCCGCGCAGGGAUUCAGUCCCCAGGCCACUGGUUUCCAACAAGCUUCCAGGCCACGUCCGCAGCCUCCUCAGACUAUGGGACAAAAUUCGCUGCUUCCCCCUCCGCCUCAGCGACCGCUUUCUGCACCUCAGAAUUUCCCUCAACAGCAAAGCUCCUUCGGUCUCCCUCCACUGCAGCCUCAGCUGACAGGGCUACCUCAAGCGGGGCCCCCACUUGCUGCUCCAGGUCAGAGUCUGGGCGAACUCAACCAGCAGCGAUUCCAGCAACCACUCCAACCACAGCCCACCGCGUUCGUGCCUCAAAAUCAGUUCCAAAAUGGCCUGAUGCCACAACCCACUGGAUUUCAACCACAGUCUCAAUUUGGAAUCCAGCAACAACAGCAACAGCAGGCUGGCUUCCAGGGACUUGCACCUCAACCUACUGGCUUCGGUUUCCAAGCACAGCCGCCACAACCAAUGCAAACCGGCAUUAACUCCGUUCUUCCCCAACCCCUGCAGCCCCAACCCACCGGUAUGAAUGGUGCCGGUAGCAUGCCUUACACCACGUCACCACCGCCAAUCCCACCAAUUCCUCAGCAGCCAACAGCUGCACCUCUGACCCCACAGAAGACUGGGCCGGCACCCCCAAUCAGGUUUGGUGUCAAACAUGACGCACCCAAGAAGCUCGCUCCCCAGCCGACAGGUCUCCGGGCUAAUCUUGCACAAGCCACGCCCACGAAUCCGUUCGGUUUCUAAUCUGAACAUGUAUAUAAUCUCUUUUUUUUUUUUUGCUUUUGCGGCACAUGACACAUAUCUUAUACAGUAUUUACUCUUCACAUCGGCGGUUCCACACGCUAACCAUAAAUAAUCGCGUCUUCCUACCUCUGACGCCGUAAUGCGUACUAAAACUUCUU
This is a messenger RNA of Aspergillus pseudotamarii, 3700 nucleotides long. RefSeq names its product cytoskeletal protein-binding protein SLA1. The record is from RefSeq and is a predicted model, not a curated record. The coding region runs from base 129 to 3542 and encodes 1137 amino acids. Gene Ontology annotation, molecular function: protein-macromolecule adaptor activity; identical protein binding; ubiquitin binding. The transcript has 5 exons. NCBI's taxonomy places the organism in Eukaryota, Fungi, Ascomycota, Eurotiomycetes, Eurotiales, Aspergillaceae.